Molecule: messenger RNA, 1026 nt
Organism: Propithecus coquereli (Coquerel's sifaka)
Lineage: Eukaryota; Metazoa; Chordata; Mammalia; Primates; Indriidae
Gene: RSPH14
Product: radial spoke head 14 homolog (Chlamydomonas)
Exons: 6
Coding region: 1-1026 (341 amino acids)
Molecular function (GO): protein binding
Source: RefSeq, a predicted model, not a curated record
AUGGCUCAAGCCCCGAUCUCCACACACCUGCCCCCAGACACCAAACCCACCAAAGCUUCCAUUGCCUAUGGCCAUCGAGCCCUGCCAAAGCUGAAUGAGGAGCUGCGGUCAGAGGACCUGACGACAAGGCAGAAAGCCCUCAUGGCCCUGUGUGACCUCAUGCACGACCCCGAAUAUGUCUACCAGGCCAUCGACAUAGGCUGCCUGGAGAGCCUGAAAGCUUUGCUGAAGGACAUCAACGACUUAGUGCGGAUAAAAGCCACAGAGGUGCUCUACAUCAUGGCGAUCCAUACCAUGGGCAGGGACGGCCUUUUAAAGCACGACAUCAUCCGUGCCCUGUCCUUCCUGUUGAACGACGCAAACCCCAUCUGCCGCGAGAACCUGCACAAAGUGUACAAGCUCCUGGCCCUGCUUCCUUCAGGGGCCCAAGGCAUCCUCAACAGCGGCCUGAUCCCCUCGCUGGUGUGGAAGCUGCAGAAGGAGCAGGGGGCCAUCCAGGAGCUCAUUCUGGACACGCUGGCCUCCUGCCUGCGCGUGGAUGCCACGGAGGCCCUGGGCAGCCGCGUGGUGCCCUUUCUAAAGCAGCAGCUCCUCAGUGGCAGCCACAGCAUCCGGGCCAAGGCUGCCUGCACGCUCAUGGCCGUCAGCAUCCCCUGGCAGGGCAAGAAACAGGUGUGGCAGUACGGCGUCAUCCCCAUCCUGGUGCAGCUGCUGAAAGACGACGUGGACGAGGUGCAGGCCAACGCCGCCGGGGCCCUGAUGUUUGCCACCGUGACCACGGAAGGGAAGUAUGCGGCCCUGGAAGCAGAAGCCAUCAGCCCGCUCCUGGACCUGCUGUGCUCGCCCACGAACAAGGUGCGCCUGAAUGCCACCAAGGCCCUGACCAUGCUGGCCGAGGCCCCCGAGGGCCGCAGAGCCCUGCAGUCCCACGUGCACACCUUCCGUGCCCUCGAGAAGGAAGCCAGCGAGGCCACCAUGCGGCGGGUGGCCCAGAUUGCCAUCAGAGUCAUUGAGGGGAAACCCUGA